AUGUCGGCCCUACCCAUGGCACCUCCGCCCAAGAGCCCUUUGGCUCGUUACCGCAUUCUCUCUCCGACGGCUUCCGUUCGAGUGAGCCCUUUAUGCUUGGGCUCCAUGAAUUUCGGCGAUGCCUGGAAGGGAUACAUGGGAACCUGUGAUCAAAAUACUGUCGAUGAGAUUCUUGACUUCUUUCAUGAGCAGGGUGGCAACUUCAUCGACACCGCCAACAACUACCAAUUCGAAGAGUCGGAAACUUGGAUCGGAGAAUGGAUGAAGAAGAGAGGUGUCCGUGACCAGAUGGUUAUUGCAACCAAGUACACCACGAACUUCCAGGCCGGUCCCAAAGCGCCGGGCAUCAUGGCCAACUUCACCGGUAACGGAUCCAAGAGUUUGCACACGUCUGUCGAGGCAAGCUUGCGCAAGCUGCAAACCGACUACAUUGACCUGCUCUAUGUGCACUGGUGGGACUAUUCUACCUCUAUUCCGGAGCUGAUGCAGUCCCUCAACAGCCUCGUCAUCAGCGGCAAGGUCCUCUUUCUCGGUAUCAGCGACACUCCCGCUUGGAUCGUCAGCAAGGCCAAUGAAUAUGCGAGAAACCAUGGACUACGCCAAUUCUCAGUCUACCAAGGUCGAUGGUCUGCUGCCUCGAGAGACUUCGAGCGAGAGAUCAUUCCGAUGGCCAAGGCCGAAGGAAUGAGCUUGGCACCCUGGGGCGCGCUCGGCGGUGGCGCUUUCAAGACGGAAGAGCAACGCAAGUCCCAGGAUGGCCGCAAAGUUCAGGCUAGCGAAGCGCAAAUCAAGAUCAGUCAGGUCCUGGAAAAGAUCGCCAAGGCCAAGGGCACAAUCAUCACGAGUGUUGCUUUGGCUUAUGUCUUGCAAAAGACGCCUUACGUCUUCCCCAUCGUUGGUGGCCGCACUGUCGAUCAUCUGAAGCAAAAUAUUGAGGCCUUGGCUCUCAAUCUCUCCGAUGAAGAGAUUCAGGAUAUCGAAGGAGCUGUCCCGUUCGACAUGGGUUUCCCCCACAACUUCCUGUGGAGGGAGAAGGUCCCAUCGAAUCCUGGGGAGAUCUGGUUAUUGAACAUGGCAGGAACUUUCGAUUAUGUUCCAGAGCCCAAGGCUAUCGCACCUAAGGAAGGUGGAAAGUAG
Molecule: messenger RNA, 1137 nt
Organism: Colletotrichum orchidophilum
Lineage: Eukaryota; Fungi; Ascomycota; Sordariomycetes; Glomerellales; Glomerellaceae
Product: aldo/keto reductase
Exons: 7
Coding region: 1-1137 (378 amino acids)
Molecular function (GO): oxidoreductase activity
Source: RefSeq, a predicted model, not a curated record